GGCCAUUUGCGUAGCUAAGUCUGCAGAAAAGACGUCACAAGAUCUACGAUACUCGACAUACAUCGCUUGUUGCAAAUACUUAAUCUUAAUUCAGAUACCACGAAUAGUCCUCGCUCAACAACGCCAAGCCAGCCCCAUUGUAAUCAUAACACAACAGUCGCACCAAGCUCCCCAAGGUUCAAACCCCGACGUCAGUUCAGACGAUGGCUCCUGCACACAUUGUAUGGUAAGGUCAACGCGAUGAGAUUUGAUGCGGAGCAAGGCUUGCCACUCAUAUGACACUGGCACGCUUGUCAAGGCCGACUGUUGGUUUGCCUGGGUCUGGCUCUGGAUUGUUGCCCUGUGCAGAGCCGACUGUUGGUUUGCCUGGGUCUGGCUCUGGAUUGUUGCCCUGUGCAGAGGCCGACUGUUGGUUUGCCUGGGUCUGGCUCUGGAUUGUUGCCCUGCGCACAGAGGUCGACUAUUGGUUUUCCUGGGUCUGGCUCUGGAUUGUUUCCCUGCGCACAUUGUAUCGGCACGCUUGCUAAGAUCGAUAUCUCUUAUGAUUGCAUAGAGUUCUGAUGCACCAUAGUUGCCCUGCGCACGUUG
This is a messenger RNA of Suillus paluster, 588 nucleotides long. RefSeq lists its product as uncharacterized. NCBI's taxonomy places the organism in Eukaryota, Fungi, Basidiomycota, Agaricomycetes, Boletales, Suillaceae. The transcript is spliced from 5 exons. Bases 251 to 553 code for a protein of 100 amino acids. The record is from RefSeq and is a predicted model, not a curated record.